UGAUAAAUUUGAACUUGUAACUACAAUAGGGAGGCGGUUUUAGACAUCACUACACCAUGAUGAAUUACCGCCAAUCCGCGUUUCUUGGGGUAAUUGUGAUCGUUUUGAGAAUACUUACUACGCGUGGAAAUGAAACUCCUACUAUAGAUUCGGCAAAUAAAACAGGUAAGGUACCUGAAAAUGUUGGUACAAUGACAGACUCUAUGGCCACCACAGGUACAGCACCUGGUGAUACAGCUUCCAGAGAAUACAUGGGAUCUACGAGUACAGCACCAACUGAUACAACAAACUCCACGUUUCAAGUGCCCUAUUUUUUAAACAAGAGCUCUGCAAUAUUUAAAGAAUUCCAAACAAUAACCUUGUUCUGCCGAGCACAAGUCAAGGACAACAUGCGUUUUUCCUGGUUUUUCCGCCAUGCUACAUCAUACUUUGUGAGGGAGUAUGGCUACGAUGCUAGUAUGCCCAUGGGCUUCUUCAAUAGAUUUGUGGACAGAUAUACAGUAAGUGAGACGAUCACCAAUGAAUACUUGACGAGCGUCCUAGAGAUCCGAUCUGCUCUGCCCGGGGACAGGGGAUGGUACAGCUGUAAGGAUGUCGGGAAGAAAAUCAAUAGCACGACCUAUGUCGAAUUUGAAUACGAUACAUGCAGAGGCAAUGGAGUUUAUUCAGCGGAGUUCGGGUGUAUAGAGUUUAUCAGUGAAGAAGAGUGCAGGAAUAACGAUGGAUCGUUGGCCAUCAUCCACUCACGUCGCAAGGAUAAAUGGAUAUUCGAUUUAGCAUUUCACCUGGACCAGUCAGUAACGGAUGAACUGAAGCUUGGAUUGACACUGUCUGCAAAUACGAUGUUAUGGAAAGAUUUUAAGUGGAAAGAUGGCUCCUCCUUAACGUUCGUCGAAUGGUUCGGUUUUGGCCGAUCAGCGUCCUCGUGUAAAAGAUGUUUGGAGGAGGAUGUCCCGUUGAGCCUCGGAAUAAAAUUCCACAUGGACGCACCGCGGGUAUGGCAGUGGACGAACAAUCAGGAUGUUGUGUGCGAGUGGCCAACACCACGAAAUCUUACAGGAGUCAAAAUCGUCCCAGCCAACACUACAUACAAAGGAGACAAAGAGCUGUUCCGAUGUAGGGAGUCCAGAGAGUACAUCUCUACCGAGUUCGUGUGUGAUACGGUCCGUGACUGUUUAGACCGAUCGGACGAAGAGAACUGUGGACCAGAAUGCUCCGGGAGAAGUUUUCAAUGUAAUUGUGGAGGCUGUAUCUCGGCGUCGAAUGUUUGUGACUUUUACAAGGAUUGCGGAGAUGGAUCAGACGAGGACAAUUGUUUCCAUCCUGAAUCCUGUCCAGACGGUUACUGGCAAUGUGAUACCAAACAAUGCAUUCCGCCGUAUGACGUAUGUGAUGGCGAGGUAGAAUGUGCAGAUGGCAGUGACGAAAAGGAGACAUUAUGUAAAGAGAAUGAGUACGUCCCGACAGCGGACAGCUACAGGUGUACCAAUCCUGACGUCAUCUUUCCUUCAGCCAGACUGUGUGAUAUGACCAUUGAUUGUUUGGACGUUAAAGAUGAAGACACCCAGAACGUGAAAUGUCCUCGGCGUGUGUACUCGUGUGGAAGUUUGAUGUUUUCGUCUGAAAUAAACAUAAUAAUAAACAUGAUAUUGCUGUGA
Molecule: messenger RNA, 1658 nt
Organism: Mizuhopecten yessoensis (Yesso scallop)
Lineage: Eukaryota; Metazoa; Mollusca; Bivalvia; Pectinida; Pectinidae
Exons: 10
Coding region: 57-1658 (533 amino acids)
Molecular function (GO): protein binding
Source: RefSeq, a predicted model, not a curated record